This is a messenger RNA of Condylostylus longicornis, 830 nucleotides long. RefSeq lists its product as uncharacterized. The coding region runs from base 70 to 570 and encodes 166 amino acids. Lineage: Eukaryota; Metazoa; Arthropoda; Insecta; Diptera; Dolichopodidae. The transcript has 2 exons. The record is from RefSeq and is a predicted model, not a curated record.
UCUAAUUGGAUUAUGUCAGUAUAACGUUAUUGCUUUGUAACUAUAAAAGUACGAUUGCGUAAUAAGAUCAUGGAAUAUAAAUUUAUUUUAUUAAUAAUUGCAAUUGUAAUUGUUAUUGCAUUCGGUCAUCCUCAGACAAGUGAUUUACCAAGUGAAGCAAAACCUAAAAAUAAUUUAAAAGGAAAAAUAUCAUUAAUUGAUAAUGUUGGUACUGCAAGAAGAUUGUUCCCUGGGGCAACUUUCACUAAACUAGAUAAAAAUUUAAGAAGCGGGAAAGGGAGCAUUGUAUAUACUUUGGGUAGACGCUCUGGUGGUGAUCGAGUUGUUGCAACGGACAGUGAUCGUGGUGAAUGGGGUUCCGAGAAGGAUAUACAGGUUUUAAUUGAAUAUCCAGCACGUGGACGUGGUGAUAUUGUUACAUAUGUUGCGGUUAUUGUUGAACAAAGUUCAAAUGUAGGUGAUGCAUAUGUUGUUAGCGGUGGUAUCGGACAAAGGAAUAUUGGUUUCAUAAUUGAAGCUAAAGGAUCAAGUUAUAUUAAUUAUGAUGCUUUUAUUUAUGGUAAACCCUGACAAUCAGUUGAAUCAUUACUUGAUAAAUUAAUCGAUUCAAUUUUUGAAUUUUAAUAUUUAUUUUCACUUUAUUAGUAUUUAAAAAAAAUCAUGUGAUUUUAUGUGUUAAAAGCUGGAUACCAAAUUAAAAAAAAAAAUAAUAAUAUUGUUUUUCAUUGUAAAUUAAGUAAAAAUGUUGUGAUUUUACAAAAACAAAAUCUUUAUUUUUCAAAUAUAGAAUAAAUCGUAUCGGCUUAAAUAAAAAUCAACAAAAUCCAUAA